This is a messenger RNA of Vavraia culicis subsp. floridensis, 591 nucleotides long. RefSeq lists its product as uncharacterized. NCBI's taxonomy places the organism in Eukaryota, Fungi, Microsporidia, Pleistophoridae. The record is from RefSeq and is a predicted model, not a curated record. Bases 1 to 591 code for a protein of 196 amino acids. The transcript has a single exon.
AUGUUUGUAUUAGCAUAUCGGUGUUUAAAUACACUUCCAGCAUUUUUAUUCGCGAACAUGUUCCUUUUUAUUGCUUUUGCAAACACAUACAACCAUUUGCACACUCCCAAAAACGUGGAUUGGGCUUCUAUGAUGAGCUUAAAUGAUAAUAGGAGUGUAGAAGAUUGGAGGGCGUUGGAAGAUAUCACGCAAGACUAUACUCCGGAGAUCCCAAAAAAUCAGAACAAGCAAAAUGUUAGAGAAAUGCAAGAAGCUGAUUUUAACGAAAACUACAAUCCCGACUACACCAAGCGUGAUACCAUAAUAAGGAAUGAAGUGUUUGAUUGGAUGCUCAGCAAAAACGAUUUUAGUCCGGUAGAGCAUGAAAUAAAGAAUAUGAUACGGAAAGAUCACGAAGACUACAAAAAUACCUUAGCUGAAAUUGGCAUACUCCCAAACAUAGACUAUUUGAACGAAAUGCAAGCGGCUUUAAACGAUAAAGAUGUAGGUCCGGAACAGAAGGAAGAAAUUGCACAUAAUAUUGAGGUUCAAAAGCAAAAGAAUUUUCUCCUAAACAGGUUUGAAGGUGAUUCGUACGAUGAUGUUGAUUAA